UUUGAGUAUGCAGGCGCGGUGACGUCACCGCAGCUCCGCUUUUUCCUCAGUGAUCUGCUCUCGCCAUGGCGGAGCUGAAACUUUCAGACUUUCCCUAAAGACCUAAACGCCUUAUCCAAUGGAGCACCUCCAAGGAGCCUGGAAGACCUUAAGCAAUGGGCUGGGAAUGAAGGAUGCAGUGUUUGAAAGCCCUUGCUCCCCAACCAUGGUUCAGGGGUUCCCCUACCAGCGCCGCUCUUCGGACGACAGCAAAAUCCCUGACUCUAAAACCAGCAGCACCAUCCGAGUGUACCUGCCCAACCAGCAGCGCACUGUUGUGAACGUGCGGUCAGGUAUGACUCUCCACAGCUGCCUUAUCAAAGCUCUGAAGGUGCGAGGGCUCCAGCCUGAGUGUUGUGCCGUCUACAAGCUCCAUGCAGGACACCGGAGUAAAAAGUCUCGUAUGGACUGGAACACAGACUCUACCUCGCUCAUCGGGGAGGAGCUGCUGGUGGAGGUCUUGGACCAUGUACCUUUGACCACACACAAUUUUGUUCGAAAAACGUUUCUGAAGUUGGCUUUCUGUGACAUAUGCCAGAAGUUCCUUUUGAAUGGCUUUCGCUGCCAGACAUGUGGAUAUAAAUUCCACGAGCACUGCAGCACUAAAGUUCCUACAAUGUGUGUGGACUGGAGUAACAUCAGGCAACUCCUGUUAUUUCCAACCCCUGGUGAAAGUGGGGCUCCAUCUCUGCCUCACAUUACCUCAAGGAGGAUGAGGGAAUCCCUCUCCAGAAUCCCCAGCAGCUCACUGCACAGACAUUCAACCCCUCACGCCUUCAAUUACUCCACCGCCUACCCCCCCUCCGGAGGCGCUCUCUCGCAGAGGCAGCGCUCCACCUCCACGCCCAACGUGCACAUGGUCAGCACUGCCCUGCCUGUUGACAGCAGCAUGAUGGAGCUAGAUUGCCUGAAUACUUCUCCUAGCUCCGGGUGCCGACGAUUUUGUCUGAAGAGAAGAGACGCAAUACGACAUGGUCAUGGUUACGGUUCAGCUAGUAGUUCCCCAAGCCAGAGUCCGACUGGCUGGAACCAGUCCAAAACUCCAGCACCAGCUCCGAAAGAGAGAGCAUCGUCCUUCAAUUCUCAGGAGAAAAACAAAAUCCGGCCAAGGGAUAAGAGAGACUCCAACUACUACUGGGAGAUUGAAGCCAGCGAGGUGGUGCUUCACUCCAGAAUCGGAUCGGGUUCCUUUGGAACGGUAUACAAAGGGAAAUGGCACGGUGAUGUGGCAGUGAAGAUUUUGAAAGUUACAGACCCAACGCCAGAGCAGUUCCAGGCCUUCCGCAAUGAGGUGGCAGUUCUUCGGAAAACUAGACAUGUCAACAUCCUGUUGUUCAUGGGCUACAUGACGAAAGAUAACCUCGCCAUUGUGACGCAGUGGUGCGAGGGCAGCAGUCUGUACAAACACCUCCACGUGCUGGAGACCAACUUCCAGAUGUUCCAGCUGAUCGAAAUCGCCAGGCAGACUGCUCAGGGCAUGGACUACCUGCAUGCAAAGAACAUCAUCCACCGGGACAUGAAGUCAAACAACAUCUUCUUGCACGAGGGCUUGACUGUGAAGAUUGGAGAUUUUGGUUUGGCUACAGUGAAGGCCAGGUGGAGUGGCUCCCAUCAAGUGGAACAGCCUUCAGGAUCUAUUUUAUGGAUGGCCCCUGAGGUGAUCCGAAUGCAAGACAACAACCCAUACAGUUUCCAAUCAGACGUCUACUCCUAUGGCAUCGUUCUGUAUGAGCUGAUGACGGGAGAGCUUCCAUAUUCACAUAUAGCUAACAGAGAUCAAAUCAUCUUUAUGGUUGGCAGAGGUCAUCUCUCCCCAGAUCUCAGUAAGCUUUAUAAGAGUUGCCCCAAAGCUAUGAAGCGGCUCGUCGCCGACUGCAUUAAAAAGUCCAAGGAGGAGAGGCCUCUGUUUCCACAGAUCCUGUCCUCCAUCGAGCUGCUGCAGCACGCUCUGCCAAAAAUCAACCGCAGCGCGUCGGAGCCGUCCCUGCACAGAGCCGCGCACACCGAGGACAUCAACUCCUGCACUUUGACCUCCAUGAAGCUGCCUGUCUUCUAACGCAGCCGCCCAUGCCAAAUGCUCACCGUCACCUGCAGCAGGACAUGGGGGUUCCUCUCGCGGGACUGUGAGCUCCUGCAGCAGAGCGGCUCUGAACUGAGGGAACCUGCUUUGGGCUUUGGUUGGUUUGCCGGAAGUUUUGCUGAACUUUUGCUGAACUUUUGCUUCUCUGCUCUGAUGGUGAGGUCUGCCUGACUGAAGUAUCUGAAGUCUAGAAGGAUGGAUUAAAUACGUUUUUAUUAGCUGGGUAAUGGACUAAUGCACUUGCCUCAAAAAAAAGAAAAGAGUGGUUUUGGUCCCAAAGGAACCUAAAUCAAGCUUGUAUAUGUACUUCAUUAUGAUAUUCACGUUUCUAAAACAGGUCUGAUCGUUGUUAACAGCUAAGAUGAGAUCUAAUUCAUGCACAAAACAAAUUAUCUCAGAUUUUUUUUCACUUCAUUGCAACAGUUCCAAGCAUGUAAAGAUUCAGGCUGAUGCUGAUGCUGAUGGUGAUGCUGUAGCCGAUAGUAAUUCACACGUUUGGCUGCAAAACGGCCAAAAAAACGUCCUUUCAAAGCUCAGUAGACAGAUUUAGUUUCUAUAGCUUGCUGACACACUCUUUAUUU
Astyanax mexicanus (Mexican tetra) is the source of this 2700-nucleotide messenger RNA. RefSeq names its product Raf-1 proto-oncogene, serine/threonine kinase a (gene raf1a). Gene Ontology annotation, molecular function: ATP binding; protein kinase activity. Gene Ontology annotation, cellular component: mitochondrion; cytosol; plasma membrane. Lineage: Eukaryota; Metazoa; Chordata; Actinopteri; Characiformes; Acestrorhamphidae. The record is from RefSeq and is a predicted model, not a curated record. Bases 119 to 2095 code for a protein of 658 amino acids. The transcript is spliced from 18 exons. Gene Ontology annotation, biological process: signal transduction; protein phosphorylation.